Engraulis encrasicolus (European anchovy) is the source of this 2562-nucleotide messenger RNA. RefSeq names its product SURP and G patch domain containing 1 (gene sugp1). The transcript is spliced from 16 exons. Gene Ontology annotation, cellular component: nucleoplasm. Bases 59 to 2122 code for a protein of 687 amino acids. Gene Ontology annotation, biological process: RNA processing. Gene Ontology annotation, molecular function: RNA binding. NCBI's taxonomy places the organism in Eukaryota, Metazoa, Chordata, Actinopteri, Clupeiformes, Engraulidae. The record is from RefSeq and is a predicted model, not a curated record.
UUGUAUUUUGGGAGAACGGUGUGUGUUUUGUUUUUGGAGGCUUUUUCACACAACUGCAAUGGACUCCAACGACCCUGAGGGCUACACGUGGAAGAGCAAGAUGAGUGCCAACAUCCGGCGGCAGGAGGAGCUGAUCGCCCAGAGGAAGCGGGAGAUCGAGGCCAAGAUGGCCGCCGCCGAGCAGGCUGCCGCACGCAGCAAAAUGGCCGCCACCACCGCCGCAGCAAGGCCUCUACCGACUGCAGCAAGUGUCCGCAGCCACCAGGCCUCCUCCUCCUCCUCCUCCUCUUCUUCCUCCAACAAGUUUGUGAACGACGGCAGCUUCCUACAGCAGUUCCUGAAGAUGCAGAAAGACAAACCUGGCUCCGACUCAGGAGCGAGUGGCAAGUGUCCGCAGCAGAAGAAACAGGUGAUGAUCGGGAAGCGGCCGGGUCUCGGCCUCAGCAGCAUGCUGAAGAGCUACUCACAGGCCAGAAAGCCUGCGUCGGGGCAGCUGGUGCCCAAGCCCAGUGUCUUCGAGGAGGACGACAACGAGGACGAGAUAGAUGAUGAACACUUCCUGGAUCUGAAAGUUUCUCCACCAGAGGACGUGGACCAGCGCUGCAUCCUCCACAAGAUGGCCGACUUCGUGGCGGAGGGCGGCCCAGAGCUGGAGCGCAAGGCGGCGGAGGAUUACCGUGACAACCCACUGUUCGGCUUUCUCCAAGACAAGAAUAGUCGGGAGUACCUUUAUUAUCGUAAACGGGUAGCUGAACUCCGGAAGAAGCUCAACAUCCAACUUCCUAAGCCUCAGCCUAAGCAGAAACAACAACAACAACAACAACAACAACAACACGGCAACGCAGAUGACAGCCCUCCACCUUCCAGAGACGCACACACACCACCACCACCAUCAUCAUCAUCGGCAUCUCCACCACCCCGUGUGGAUGAGGAGACGAUGGAGGUGUGUGUGAAGCUGGCCCAGUUCGUAGCCGACGGCGGGCCGGAGGUGGAGGCCAUGGCAGCCCAGCACAACCGAGACAACCCAGCAUUCAGUUUCCUGUAUGAGCCGCAGAGUGCUGCCUACCAGUUCUACCGGCGGAAGGUCGAGGAGUUCCAGAGGGCCAAAGAGCAGGAGAUAGAGGAGAGGGAAGAACGAGAGGAGAGAGAGGCAAGAGAAGAAGAAGAAGAAGAAGAAGAAGAGAGAGGAGAGAGGGAGGAAGUGCGUCCUCCGCCCGUGCCCCCCGUCUCCAGGGAGGUUCCCUCUGCCCCCUUGGCGGUCCCGGAGCCUGUCUCUAGCACGGACGCCCCGGCGGCCAAACGCAAGCGCAAGAGUCGCUGGGGGGCAGAGGACGACAAGGUGGACCUCCCCACGCCCCCCAUUAUCGACCCCACCCCCACCCCCACCCCCACCACACCCGUCGUUGAGGACACUCCGGCACUCUCAGCCCAAGAGUUGGCGUGUCUUGGCUACAAGAAGGGGAAGCCCAUGGGCCUGGUGGGAGUCACAGAGCUCUCUGAGGACCAGAAGAAACAACUCAAGGAACAGCAAGAGAUGCAGGAGAUGUUUGACAUGAUCAUGAAGCACAAGAGGGCGAUGCAGGACAUGCAGCUGAUGUGGGAGAGGGCCCUGCGGGACCACCAGCACGAGUACGACUCCGAUGAGGAGGUGGACUCCAGGGACGGCACCUGGGAGCACCGGCUACGCAAGAUGGAGAUGGACAAGACGCGAGAGUGGGCGGAGUCUCUAACGGACAUGGGGAAGGGGAAACACUUCAUCGGUGACUUCCUGCCGCCAGACGAGCUGGAGAGGUUUAUGGAGACCUUCAAAGCCCUCAAGGAGGGUCGUGAUCCAGACUACUCGGAGUAUAAGGAGUUCAAGCUGACGGUGGAGAACAUCGGGUUCCAGAUGCUCAUGAAGAUGGGGUGGAAGGAGGGAGACGGCCUCGGGUCCGACGGACAGGGCAUCAAGGCGCCCGUCAACAAGGGUACCACGGCGGUAGACGGGGCUGGUUUCGGCGUGGACCGACCGGCCGAGCUCAACAAGGGAGACGACGAGUACGAUGCCUUCAGGAAGAGGAUGAUGCUGGCAUACCGCUUCAGGCCCAACCCCCUGAAUAAUCCCAGGCGACCGUACUACUGAGUUCCUCCAGCAGGUGGCGGCGUGCGUCACACAGCCCCUUUAUUUCACAUGUCUACCCACGUGGGGUCCCCAGGCAAACUAGAGCCAUGGGGCCCCUCGUGAAUUGAAAAUUGAAAAUGAAAGACAUGCUCUGCUAACACACACACACACACACACACACACACACACACACACACACACACACACACACACACACACACACACACACACACACACACAGAGUAGCAGUUCUAUCCAUUUGGGCCCUGGUGAGUUAUUUUGGCCAGUAUGUAUAUUCCACAGUGGUGAGUAUCGAUGACAGAGGGGCAGACUGGCUCGGUCCCCUAGACAACUGGUUCACAUUAUUGCAUUUUCAUUUCGCUUUCAACAUACACACAGCUAUGACAAAAAGUGUGAGUGGUGCAUUGGCAUUUUAUUAGGAUCUCCAUUAGCUGAUCAAA